GCCAAGCUGAGGCCUGCAUCACAUGGUCACUGCUGACAGCCAGAGCUCCUAGAAGCAGACACCUGGAUGUCCUGUGACCAAGACCAGUAUCAGCCAGCCUGGAUGCCCUGAAGAACUGAAACAAAAAUGCUCAGAGGCACUGCAGCUGAUGUCAUGGGGACUGCUGGUAGCAAGGACUGUGUCCCUGCCACAGACAGGGACAGGUUCGUAAAGGCUGUCCUCAAGUGUAUGCUGGACACACUGAGCAGUGCGGAUCUGCACCAACUCCUGACUGAAGGUGCUGCCUGGAAGAUGCUGGUGGAGACGACUCAUUUGACCAGGAAGGAGGCCAAUGCUGUGCGUAAGGCUCUGAUUGAGACGACUGAGUUUGAGGCGAGGGAGAGGUUCCUGAAUGCAUUUCCUCACGUGAAAAAGGAGCUGGAGGAGAGCAUAGCCAAGCUCUAUGCCCUUGCCAAGAAGGUUGACAAGGUACACAAAGACUGCACCAUCACCAAGGUGGUGGCCAGCUCCAGCAGUGCCAUCUCUAGCAUCCUCAACAUCCUUGGUAUGGCUUUGGCACCUGUGACCGCUGGUGGCAGUCUGGUGCUGUCAGCCACUGGGCUGGGGCUGGGAGCAGCGGCUGCUGUGACUGGUGUUUCUGCCAGAAUUGUAGACCACUCCUACAAGUCUUCUGUGAAAGCUAAAGCCAAGUGUGUGCUGUCGAGCAGAGUGGACCCAGUGGAGGAGGUUGUCCAGGGUGUGGCUCAGGCCAUGCCCAAUGUUGUUUCUGCAACCACUAAGUGCAUGCAAGCCUUCCAAGGCAUUGAGAAGAUCAUCUAUGCCAUGAAAGUGGGCGUUUCCCAUCCUCAGUUAUUAGCUAAUGCCAAGCCCCUCAUGAAUGCUGGCAAAAUCUCACUCCAAUACGGCAAGCAGCUUCCAAAAGCGCUUGGAGGCACCACUGUAGCAAUGUCCAAUGUGGCCUGGAUCACAGGUGCAGCAACUGCAGGUGUUGUUCUUCUGCUGGAUGUGUACAGCCUUGUGCAAGACUCAGUGCAUUUGCACAGGGGAGCCAAGACAGAGUCAGCUACAGAGCUGCGGCAGCAGGCCCAGGAUCUGGAGAGAAAGUUGGAGGAGCUCACCCAGGUCCAUGAGACUCUGCAGCAGGACCUAAGUGGUGCUCUUCUCAAGCAAUGCAGAGCUCAGGGGAAAGGUACAUUUCAAAUACCUGGACAAAGAUAGGAAAUGCUGUAGGUGUAAAAGAGGGUGAUAUCAAGUCGACGCAACUUAAAGCGAUUUGACACAGAUCUCAGAGAGCUUGUUUCUCUGCUGUUCAUAGUCUGCCAUCUUCCCAGAAAUUGGAAGUACCCUGACCUUGCUGCAGCCACCUUGAGUCCUAACUGAGAGCUUCAUCCCUCAGAAAACUUUGCCUUUUUUGCCUGCCUUAUUACUCUCCAAAGUGCAGAUAAACAGAACCUUUGUUUAGUAUCUGGGAUUUGGCUACCAGAUCCGAAUGCUAUAAGUUCCAGGAAUAUGCGUGUUAUUUAGCUGUUAUUUUGUUGCCAGCAUGAGAGAAGCCAGGGACAUUUGAGCUUGCACAGUCUCCCUCUGGCAAAGCUUAGGAGGAUCCAGCAGUCUUGCUUCUGCCCUUGAUUGAGGUUCUGCACAGACACUCCAUAAAGGUGACACUCUAAUUCUGCAUCUUUUUGCAUCUUUCUUUAGUCUGACCACAUACUGUGCCUUUGGCACUUGGUUAAUUUGUACCUAAGUUUCAGGGAAUAAUCAGUUAACAUUUGCUAUAUGAGAACAUCAAACAGAAAGA
Octodon degus (degu) is the source of this 1798-nucleotide messenger RNA. RefSeq names its product apolipoprotein L2-like. The coding region runs from base 127 to 1218 and encodes 363 amino acids. Gene Ontology annotation, cellular component: extracellular region; membrane. The transcript is spliced from 5 exons. Gene Ontology annotation, molecular function: lipid binding. The record is from RefSeq and is a predicted model, not a curated record. Gene Ontology annotation, biological process: lipid transport; lipoprotein metabolic process. Lineage: Eukaryota; Metazoa; Chordata; Mammalia; Rodentia; Octodontidae.